Messenger RNA from Triticum turgidum subsp. durum (durum wheat), 1404 nucleotides. The record is from the annotation of a GenBank genome assembly. Lineage: Eukaryota; Viridiplantae; Streptophyta; Magnoliopsida; Poales; Poaceae.
AUGAGCGCGAAGAGCAACCAUAAGCAGCAGCAGCAGGCGCGGAUGGUGGCGGCGGCCAUGUCGACCCCGUGCUCCAUCAAGCCCCUGCUCGUCGCCAUCCCCCUCGCCCUCGGCUUCGCGCUCGGCAUCGUCGCCACGCUCUCCCUCAUGGGCUCGUCGGCGUCCUCGGCUCUACCAGGCGCCGCCCUCGAGCUCUUCUUCCCGUCGCCCCCCGUCAACGUGUCCACCCAGGUGCGGUCGCGUCGGCCACGGCGGCCGGUGCAGGUGCAGCCUCAGGCGGCACCGGCAGUCAGCGCCUCGUCCCCGCCGCCGCCGCCGCCCGUGGCCGACGCCGGCGUUAAUAAGCAUGCGGCUCUGCCAGCACAACGACGACGGGCGGCACCAGCAGCCGGCGUCUCGUCUCCGCCGUCGCCGCCGCUGGCUGAUGCCGGCAGCGACGACAAGCGUCCGGUUCUGCCUGUGAAUGCGACCACUGCUGAUGAGGAGCAGGGUGAAGGGACGGUGGUCGACGACGACGAGCGGCUGCUGGCGCUGGCGGCGGCGGCGCCGAGGGCGGUGCGCGUGGGGGCGGGGGCCGCGCCCAAGGUGGCGUUCCUGUUCCUGGCCAAGUGGGGCCUGCCGAUGGCGCCGCUGUGGGAGCGCUUCUUCGAGGGCCACCGCGGGCUCUACUCCGUCUACGUCCACACCGACCCGGCCUUCAACGCCUCCGCCGCCGCCCCGGACAGCGGCUCCGCCUUCCACCGCCGACACAUCCCCAGCAAGGAGGUAAAAUGGGGCCACAUAAGCAUGGUGGAAGCUGAACGGCGUCUCCUGGCACACGCACUGUUGGACCACUCCAACUCCCGCUUCAUCCUCUUGUCGGAGUCACACGUCCCACUCUUUGACUUCCCCACCGUCUACUCCUACCUCACCAACUCCACCAAGGUGUACAUGGAGUCCUAUGACGAGCCGGGAGGGACGGGCCGGGGCCGAUACAAGCGUGGCAUGGCACCCACCAUCACCCCUUGGCAGUGGCGGAAGGGCUCACAGUGGUUCGAGAUGGACCGUGCCCUUGCCAUUGACAUCGUUGCCGACAACGUCUACUUUCCGGUCUUCAAAAAGUUCUGCAAGCGCAACUGCUACACCGACGAGCACUACAUUCCGACAUUCCUCCACAUCCGCCACCCUGAGGUGGCCGCCAGACGAACUGUGACGUGGGUUGACUGGUCCCAUGGCGGGCCCCACCCGUCAAGGUUCACGAGGAUGGAGGUCACGGUGGACUUCCUGCGGUGGCUCAGGGGCGGGACGACAUGUGAGUACAAUGGGAGGACCACCACCGUCUGCUUCCUAUUCGCGAGGAAGUUCCUGCCCAACUCGCUCACCCGCUUCUUGAGAUUCGCGCCAAAGGUGAUGGGCUUUGGCUGA